AUGGCCGACGGACCGAAAACUGAGCAGGACAGCGGAAAUGAAACGUUAGAAAACUAUCUUGACGGGAUUUUUUCUAGCGCUUUGGCGGACCAGGUUGAAAGCGAGGAAGCAGUCGACAGGGAAGUUGAUAGACACGAAGACGAGAAGGCGGAGGCUGCUCCAAGAACGGUGGAACUCAGGAGACAGAACUCGUCGUCUUCGGUGUCGUCGUCCGGGUCGUCGUCUACGUAUUCGAUCGAGAUCUCGAGGACAUCGCCGCUGAUUUCUUUCUCUUCGAAUGCCAAGAAGACACGGAACAAGUGGAAGGCAUCGGAGGACUUUGCGCUGCUUGGGAUGGUGCUGAACUAUUCGCAUCUGCUUACGUUUGUCGAGUAUUUCAAGCCGAUGAAAAAGUUCUGGGGCAAGAUCUCGCAGGCUCUGAACGAACAGUACGGGUUCGAGAGAAACGCCAGACAAUGUCACGAUCGCUUCAAGGUGCUUUACGCCAAGGCGCUGAAGAUACAGGACGACAUCGACGAGGACGACACGUACAGCGGCACUCUGAACUCGGAAUCGAAGCAACUGUUGCUGCAAAUAAGGAACACGUUUACCUUCUGCAAGGGCAACAUCACCCUCAAGUCGCAGCCCGCGGUGGCCGGCGGCCACCCGGCUGAGGCGGCGGCCUCGGCUUCAAACUCAAGCACCGACAACCCGGAUCUCCGACAGCAGCCGCAUGAUGGGACCACUGAGACCGAAAGAAACGAAAGGGAAACCAUGCAUUCAUAUAUCUUUCAUGUACUCAGUAAUUUACAAGAACAAAUCGAUCUUCUAAGAAGUCAUCUACGAGCCACCGAUCGCAAGACCCAAGAAUUAGCCUCCACCCUUCAAGAUUUGAUCUCCGCGACCCAGUAUUCACUCCCAGAAACGGUUUCCUUCGCCAACGCGUCCACGAGCCGACCCGAUGAUCGCGAUGACAACCCGCACUCACACCUUCCUCAACCACCGAGAGGAUAG
Molecule: messenger RNA, 993 nt
Organism: Torulaspora globosa
Lineage: Eukaryota; Fungi; Ascomycota; Saccharomycetes; Saccharomycetales; Saccharomycetaceae
Gene: RPI1
Product: Rpi1p
Exons: 1
Coding region: 1-993 (330 amino acids)
Source: RefSeq, a predicted model, not a curated record